AUGGAGGUCUACGAGCACCAAACCACGUCAUCGAUUCUGCAAACAGCCCUGAAGUCUACCCUCCCAUGUAGCAUCAGUCUAGUCUACCGCAUACAGCACACCAACCAGUCAGAGCAUGCACACAUAUUAUCCACAAUUUCCCCAUUAGCACGCUCAAUUCCACAAUGCUGGGCAGCAGCAUACAUCGACCGUUCCACACGGCCCGGAACCGAACUCUGGCUCUUCGCGCCUGGCGAAUCCCCCAACCACUCAAACACAGCGGCCCCAGAAUUCUGCUCCCAAUGUCGGCUUGCCGUGCUAUCACUACUAGACUACAUGUCCAAUCUUCCCCUCCCACCUCUACAUCCGGACGAACACGCCAGCCUCGAACUGGCAAAACAGCACGAGAGAGAUCAUCCUGAGUCUGGACCAGGCGUCGUCUACGAGCUAGGCCCAGGCACAUACAUGCGACACCUUCUCUGGCCCGGCGUUGUAACACUAGGAGCAUGUCACCACGCGAUCGUGCAGAUAUGCCGCGAAGCCGGCAUUCUGCGGUCGGAGUUUCCAGGCGUGAAUGCUGUGGUGAACAAGUUUCUGUUCAGGAUCGAAGAUUUACCAGCUGUCAAAGAGUUGCCAAAGGAGUUGAGGUGGGGUGAGAUGAGAGAGCAAGACCUGCCAGUUGUGCAGGCGCGGACAAGUAUUCCGCGCGCGACACGCACACUGAUGAGCCUAGAGAGUAGGGGUGUGUUUGAGAAAGUCACAGACAAGGCUGUAGCAUGGACGUUUCUGGGGCUCGAUGGAAGUCUGACGACGUUGCAUACAGAACCGGAGUGGCGAGGCAAAGGAAUCGCAAAGGCUGUCGCGGCGAGCAUUAUUAGGGAAUGUGCACCAGGUUUGGCCGUGGAUGAUAUGGGCAGUGCGUGGUCUCAUGCAGAUGUGUAUGUGGGGAAUACGCAGAGUGAGAGCGUGUGUAUAAGUUUGGGCGGCAAGGCGAUGUGGGAGCAUUAUUGGGUGAGGAUCGAUCUCUCUAAGGCGGGCGCACUGGCAAAGGAAACAUCACAAUGA
Ascochyta rabiei is the source of this 1044-nucleotide messenger RNA. RefSeq lists its product as uncharacterized. The coding region runs from base 1 to 1044 and encodes 347 amino acids. The record is from RefSeq and is a predicted model, not a curated record. The transcript has a single exon. Gene Ontology annotation, molecular function: acyltransferase activity, transferring groups other than amino-acyl groups. NCBI's taxonomy places the organism in Eukaryota, Fungi, Ascomycota, Dothideomycetes, Pleosporales, Didymellaceae.